AUGAGUGAGAAAACCAUCUGGGCCUGCCUUCUUGUUCUUGCUCUUAGCAUGCCGCUGUCCAAUGCUUAUUGUGUCCGUCAGCCAUGGAAGCCAGAGAAGUCUGAUGGCAAGAUUGUAGGCUGCCGUGACUUGAAUGGAGAGCUGCAUGAACUUGAUUCCCAGUGGAGGACUGACAGCUGCUAUGAUUGUUCCUGCUCUGAGGGCGCCAUUGACUGCUGCUCCAGCUUCUCAACACCAUCUGACUAUGAUAAAGAGAAUUGUGUAAGCAUUUUCAACAAGGAGACCUGCACUUAUAAAGUAGUGGAGAAAGAUGAUCACUCAAAAGAAUGCCCAGUACAUGCGUGGGUGGGCUAA
Nestor notabilis (Kea) is the source of this 354-nucleotide messenger RNA. RefSeq names its product beta-microseminoprotein-like. The transcript has 4 exons. NCBI's taxonomy places the organism in Eukaryota, Metazoa, Chordata, Aves, Psittaciformes, Psittacidae. Bases 1 to 354 code for a protein of 117 amino acids. The record is from RefSeq and is a predicted model, not a curated record.